Messenger RNA from Galendromus occidentalis (western predatory mite), 855 nucleotides. It is a transcript of the gene Prosalpha2, whose product is annotated as proteasome alpha2 subunit. The transcript is spliced from 4 exons. Gene Ontology annotation, cellular component: proteasome core complex; proteasome core complex, alpha-subunit complex. The coding region runs from base 100 to 804 and encodes 234 amino acids. Gene Ontology annotation, biological process: ubiquitin-dependent protein catabolic process. Lineage: Eukaryota; Metazoa; Arthropoda; Arachnida; Mesostigmata; Phytoseiidae. The record is from RefSeq and is a predicted model, not a curated record.
CCGUUCGGAAGAUACUUGGUCUUGGUACAGAGACCAGAUAUUAAAUUUCCGAGACGAUAGUUUCUUUGUUCUGCUCGAAAACCCAGUGAAAAGAGAGAUAUGGGCUCCGAGCGGUACAGCUUCUCCCUGACAACCUUCAGCCCGACGGGUAAACUGGUGCAAAUCGAGUACGCGUUGAGCGCUGUGACAGCCGGAGCAGCUUCAGUCGGUAUCAAGGCUACGAAUGGAGUCGUUUUGGCAACUGAGAAGAAGCAGAAAAGUAUCUUGAACGAUGAACACUCGACUUUCAAGGUUGAGCCGAUAACGCAGCACAUCGGGAUGGUUUACUCAGGUCUGGGUCCUGACUACCGGCUCCUCGUCAAGAGAGCACGGAAGAUUGCUCAAAAAUACGAGGUCCGGUAUGGUGAGCCGAUUCCAACGACUCAGUUGGUGCAAAAAGUCGCUUACAUCAUGCAAGAAUACACCCAGUCAGGAGGUGUUCGACCCUUCGGAGUCUCCUUGUUGAUCUGCGGAUGGGACAACGACCGCGGCUACCUGUUCCAAAGUGAUCCCAGUGGAGCUUAUUAUGCGUGGAAGGCCACCGCCAUGGGCAAGAACAGCGUAAACGGCAAGACUUUCCUAGAAAAGAAAUACAGCGAGACCGUCGAGCUCGAGGACGCUGUUCACACUGCAAUCCUGACGCUUAAAGAGGGUUUCGAGGGACAGAUGACUCAGGACAAUAUUGAAAUCGGUAUCUGUGAUGCCAAGGGAUUCCGUCGUCUCACGCCCGGUCAAGUCAAUGACUACUUGGCAAAUAUUUCUUGAAAGAGCAGAUUGUCAUUCCGACUGACUGGGAAUAAAGAAUUGCUUAUUAUA